Mollisia scopiformis is the source of this 1740-nucleotide messenger RNA. RefSeq names its product RNA-binding domain-containing protein. NCBI's taxonomy places the organism in Eukaryota, Fungi, Ascomycota, Leotiomycetes, Helotiales, Mollisiaceae. The record is from RefSeq and is a predicted model, not a curated record. Gene Ontology annotation, molecular function: RNA binding. Gene Ontology annotation, cellular component: nucleolus. Gene Ontology annotation, biological process: maturation of LSU-rRNA from tricistronic rRNA transcript (SSU-rRNA, 5.8S rRNA, LSU-rRNA). The transcript has 4 exons. The coding region runs from base 277 to 1398 and encodes 373 amino acids.
GAACGUAAGUGCCUGUAUACCUGUGACUUUUACUACCUUCCUCCGAAACUUCCCGGCGGCUUGAAGCGUCAAGUAUCACAUCUCCAAAGAAUAUUUGAGAGGAAAUUCGUCUCUGUCAAGGAGAAUAUGAAUAAUGUUGUGAGAUGUUAUGGAGGAGAGCAAAUACUAGUCUAAAAGAAGCCCACCGCUUUGGGCAGAAUAAAAAGUGUCUCUGGAAAAAAAGUUCCCGCUCUCGAAAUUUUUGACAAUAUCAACGCCAUUGAGAAUUAAUUCACGAUGGCAAAGGAUACACAAAUGAAGAAGCGCAAAGCCUCUGUUCCGGAGGUUGACGCUGAGAAGACCAAGAUCAAGAAGGUUAAGAACGCAAGUGCAUCCACUGAAGCCGUGAAAGCCCCAGCAAAGAAGCGCAAAGCUACUGAGGAUGCUGCUCCAGUAAAGGUCAAGAAGACGAAGACGCCCAAGCCUAUCGAUGAGCCAGUCGAGCCCGAAGCCGCAAACGAGGAGAGCGAGGCCCCGACUAUCAAGAAAUUGAACGGUGCAAAAGUUUCCGCAAAGUCAAAGAAGGCCGUUAAGGACGUUGCGACCGCAGCAAAGAGCAAAUCUACCGCCAAAGCUCCCAAAACAGUCAAGGUUGAAUCUGCAAAGCCCAAUAGGAAGCCCGACACAGUUGUUGAGUCAGACGAUGAUAAUGAAGAGGAAGACUCCGACAUUGAUGACCAAACAGAGGCUCUGUUGAAGGGUUUCGAGAGCGAUGGAGACGAGGACGAUGCACUCAACGAAGAAGGCUUGCUAGAAGGCGAGUCUGUACCCGAGCGAAAGCAACUUAGCAAAUCCGAGGAGAAGAAGUUGGAGAAGAUCGCCGAGUCUGGAGCCUCUGACAAACCUGGUGUCAUCUACGUUGGUCGCAUUCCACAUGGUUUCUUCGAGCACGAAAUGAGAGCCUACUUCAACCAAUUCGGCAACAUUAUCAAGCUACGCAUUUCCCGAAACAAGAAGACUGGCAACAGCAAACACUACGGAUGGAUUCAAUUUGAGUCGACAACUGUUGCAGAUAUCGUUGCUAGGACUAUGGACAACUAUCUCAUGUUCGGUCAUCUGCUGAAGGUCAAGCUGAUUCCGGACGAACAAGUUCCUGCAAAUCUAUUCAAGGGCGCCAACAAGCGUUUCAAGAAGGUGCCAUGGAACAAGAUGGAAGGGAGAAAGAUUGGCCAAGGAGCUUCUGAGGAGGUUUGGGAUGAGCGAAUUGAGAGGGAGGAGCAGAGACGCGACGAGAAGGCCAAAAAGCUCCAGGCUAUCGGCUAUGAAUUCGAAGCUACCAAAGUCAAAUCUGCUAAGGGCGUCUCCAAGAAUAAGGUUGCAGUCAUCGAGCCCAACAUCGAAGCUGCAUCAGUUGUCUGACAUUGAGCCAAAGAAGGUGGCUGAGGAGAUUGAGAUUCCGGUAGCAGAGGAUGCUGCUGAACUUAUUGUCGAGACGAAAACGAAGGUUAAGAAGAGCAAAAAGAGUAAGACAGAGAAGUCUACUACUUGAUUUGUUUGCCAGGCAAUUGCGAAUGUAUGUCCAGAUCAGCAUAGCAUAGCUACUUCGUACAUUGCAAUGAAUGAUGAGUAAAGUCUAGCCAGAAGGGAUUUUUCCUUUGCCAAAAAAGAAAACAUGAAACAUUUUAUCUGUCAUUGAGUGAUUAUAAGUCAUCUCAUAUCAUACUAAUCGGUGCGCCAACUCGCCUCCUCCUAACAUGUGCC